UUGAGUGAGUCGGACUGGGGUGACAUGUGUAUUUCAUGUUGUUUAUAAUUUUCAUAUUUUGUUAAUUUCGUUAAUUUGUUUAUUUGUUCAAUUUAGUGAUAUUUAAUUUUAACUGGUUUAUUAACUGUCGAACAAUGACUAUUAAUAAAGGAUCGCUUGGAGGAUUUAAGACUUUGUGGCUCCGUUACGAAGAAAACAGUUCAGAUCGAAAUCAAUUGUUCAUAAAAGCACAUACAGACAAAAAGUAUUCAAAAUAUCCUAAGGAUAGGACAUUAUUUGUAAUUAACAUACCUCCUUACGCAACUGAAGAGUCUGUCAACUGUGCAUUCAGCAAAAAAUGUGGACCAGUUGAAUCGGUACAAUUUGUCAAAAGUAACAAAUCAGAAAAAUGCACCUACGUUAUUUUCGAAAAAGAAUCAAGUUUAGAUAAAGCUUUAUCACUGUCUUCAAAUGUAGUUUUGACUUUGAGUUCUAAGGAAAAGCCUUUGAUCACUGGAUUAAACAAAUGGUGUAGGGAAUAUAACAAUUCGGUUUGCAAUGAAGGCGAGGCAAAAAAAUAUAUUCAACAAUUUAUGGAGAAUUAUGACGCAAAAGUUACUGAGCGUUUGAUAAAAGAAAAAUUAGACGAAGAGGGUGAUGCGGACGGUUGGGUGAAAGUGACUGGCCGUAAAAAGAGAGGAGAAUUCGCCCUCGCAAGAAAAGAAUCAACAAUUAAUAAAUUACAAGAAAAAUUAUCCACCGGCAAUCGAAAGAAGCAGUUAAAAAAUUUCUAUCCCUUCCAAAUUCGAGAAGCCAAACGACAAAAUUUGAUGGAACUACGAAAGAAAUUUGAUCUGGACAAAGAAAAAUUACAGCAAAUGAAACAAAAUCGAACGUUUAAACCCUUCUAAAUGGAGAAAUUAAUUUCUUGAAUUAUAUGACCAACACGAAAAGAAAAAACUUUCGUCGAGUACGUCUGAAGUGUCCAUUCGAUGAGAAAAUGUUGAUAGGACAAGGAUUGUAAAAGUGCCAAAAGUUCCUCUAUUAGAAAAGAAAAUCAAAAUUUAUUUCUAUUUUUCGAGGUGAGAGAAAAAUAUAUAAAAAUUAACUUA
Messenger RNA from Leptopilina heterotoma, 1091 nucleotides. Its product is annotated as ribosomal RNA-processing protein 7 homolog A. The record is from RefSeq and is a predicted model, not a curated record. NCBI's taxonomy places the organism in Eukaryota, Metazoa, Arthropoda, Insecta, Hymenoptera, Figitidae. The transcript has 5 exons. Bases 135 to 890 code for a protein of 251 amino acids. Gene Ontology annotation, cellular component: CURI complex; UTP-C complex. Gene Ontology annotation, molecular function: RNA binding. Gene Ontology annotation, biological process: ribosomal small subunit assembly; rRNA processing.